Molecule: messenger RNA, 1381 nt
Organism: Oppiella nova
Lineage: Eukaryota; Metazoa; Arthropoda; Arachnida; Sarcoptiformes; Oppiidae
Source: the annotation of a GenBank genome assembly
UUUAACGACUUUUCACUUAAAAUUAUCGAGUUAGACCACAAAGUGUGCCUGGUUAUUCACAUCAUAAUUGUCUAUUGAUCUCAUAUUUGUUAUAAUAUUUUAAUACUUAACGUAAUUACAUAACUCGCAAAUAUGAAACUUAUAAUACUGUCAGCGCUGGUAGUAAUGGCCAGUUGUCUACCACCGACUCCUGACGACAUUGAGAACGAGUGGCAAAAGUUUAAGAGUGAAUUCCGGGGCAGUAAUGGCUUCCAGGCUAUGGCUGAUGAGCCGAAGCGCCGGCAGGUAUUUGAGACCAACUAUAAGACGAUUGUCAGCCAUAAUGACGAGGCGGACAAAGGCAUCCAUACGUACCGAAUGGGUGUCAAUCAGUUCGCCGACUGGACUGAUGAGGAGUUUCAACAGAAAAUGCUUUCACUUCAUAUGAAACCACUGACUGAUGUCCACAAUCUCACACAAUAUGUCCGAAAUACUAAUAGUAAGAAAAUAAUACCUCCGAAUCAGGACUGGACGUCGAAGGAGUCCCGUAUCAAGAACCAGGGUUCAUGCGGUUCGUGUUUCGCGUUCGCAUCGGUCGACACCAUUGAAAGUCACUACACCAUCAACACUGGCAAUAAGAUAGAGCUGUCGCCGCAGAAUAUCGUGGACUGUCUGUACCGGUCGGAUGUGUGCCAAACGGGCGGUUCACUGGCGGAGGCCUACAAUCUGGUGAAAAAAAAUGGCGGGAUUAUGGCUGAGUCGGACUACCCCUAUGAGGGAGAGUACGGCACCUGUAGCUAUAAACCAUACCUGAGCAAGGUCACGGUGUCCGGGUAUGAAGGCCUGGACAACGGCGAUGAGGUAGCCCUCAAGGAGAUGGUCUCCAAAGGCCCGGUAGCCCUGGGUAUUGACGCGUCCCUAAAAAGUUUCAAACUCUACUCGUCCGGGGUCUAUGUGGACAACACGUGCCAUAACCCCAUGAACCACGGAGUGGUGGCCGCGGGGUAUGGCGUGACCAGCGAUGGCCAGGAGUAUUGGCUCAUUAAGAACUCGUGGGAUAAAACCUGGGGUGAGGCCGGGUAUAUGAAAAUGGCCCGCAAUAACGAUAACCAGUGCGGGAUAGGACUGCACUGUCUGACCCCCACGGGGGUUACUGCUGUCUCACACUAAGCACUAUUACUAUACUGAGAGUAUGUAUGCAAAUGUGGUGAAGUCACGAAAAUUAUUUAUUUAUUUUUUAUAUACCGUAAUAUUACGGUAAUUAUAAAAGUUUAUGCUUUAUAAUUAUAAAAACACAAUCAUAUUGAAAAGUAUUUGUAAUUAAUAAAUGAUUAUUUUUGAUUAUUUUCUUAAACACGGGUUUGUGUGAUAAAACUAUAAAUUCAUUUCAAAAUAACAGUAA